Messenger RNA from Cotesia glomerata, 937 nucleotides. RefSeq names its product extensin-like. The record is from RefSeq and is a predicted model, not a curated record. The transcript has 3 exons. Bases 177 to 743 code for a protein of 188 amino acids. NCBI's taxonomy places the organism in Eukaryota, Metazoa, Arthropoda, Insecta, Hymenoptera, Braconidae.
AUUUGAUGGUUUGUGUCUAUUGACGUCAUCAGCAGAUAGAGAACAAAGAAAAGAUAAUAAUAUUUGAUUUCCUAUAAAUUAGUAUUGGUAUAAAGCUGGUGGGUCGAGGUAAUCUAACACAGUACUACCUUUUUUGGGGAACUAUUUACUUACUUAGAUCAUUGUUAUAAUUAACAAUGACAUCAACUAAAUUUAUAGUAGUUCUAUUAUUGAUAACAGUUAAUGCGAUCUGUUCAGAGGCUUGUAGUAGAGAAUCCAAACCGGAACCAAAACCAGCUCCACUGAAAGCUGUAGCACCAUGUAAUUGUCAGUGCCCAAAACCAACUCCGUGUCCAGUUAUGACUACAAGUAGACCAAUUUAUAAUCCAGCUCAAUUUUCAAAAUCUCAACAACCACCUCAAAAUUCAAAACCUUUUUCCUAUCAACCACCAGCUUACAAUCCGAAUUCCAAUUCAACACCAGCUCAAAGUCCAAAUUCUGAAUACAAUCCACUAACACCUCCAAUAUAUUCUGGAUAUUAUCCCGAUUAUCAAUACCCAAACUACCCAAGCUAUCCUGGCAAUGUUCCACCGUUUUCUGGCUCUCAUGAAAACGAAGAACCGAAAAACCCCCAGCCUUCGAAUAAUGAAGCUGUAAAACCAAUUGCUACUCCUAUUGGAUUCGGUUUUGAGGUGAUUAAAACCCAGCACAACAGAACUGAAAAAGGAUGGUCAAAACACACUUCCAGCGGGCAUACUUGGUGAAUGAUCAAUGAUCAGCGCGUUCAAAAUGUCCAAAAAAUCAAAAAUUGAUUGAAGAGCUAUUUGUUGUGAUUUGGAAAAACUAAAAAAUUUAAAUGAAUCUUUAAAAAAAUAGUUACUUUUUAAAAAUGAUUUUUCUUUGAAUUUGUUGAAGAUCGGAAAUGUAUCUAAAUGUUUUAAAUAAAUCUAAAAAGCCU